AUGAACUUCUACUUCGAAGCCGUCGCUGUUCUUGAUAAGCUUGAUGCAAAGAAGGGCUCAAUCAAGGGGGUCCUGGCCUCGGUGCCAGAGAAGAACAGAAAAAGAACGGCAGCUCUAGUCAUCGAAACUCUGAAGUACAAGCAGGUGUUGAAUGAAGUCAUUGAUGCGGCCCAGUUGCUCAAACAAGAGAAAAAGUUGAGUUCGCGCAACCUUGCUCUCGUGCUUGUCCACGACCUUCUACUCGCCCGCGGUAUUCAAGCCGGCGAUGGGCCUAUCAAGCAGGCCGUACUCCGUCACCGCACGAGGCUCAAUGGCGAAUUCCAACGGUUGAAAAUCAAAAGGGGGGCGAAGACCCAAGAGGAAUUGGCGCAGACUGAUGAUUCUAGGGCAGCAUCCAUACCGCGAUACAUACGGGUGAACCUAACGUGUUGGAGUCUGGAUGAAGCCCUCAAGGUGUUCGAGGCCCAGGGCUUCGAACAAGGCGAUCCAUUAUCCUCGAAGAAAGCCUUCAAGAUAGAUGACCACAUUCCCGACCUUCUCGCCUUCCAUCCAAGCGUCAAGUUCACCGAAGAUCCGCUUUACUUGUCAGGCAAGAUUAUUUUGCAAGACAAAGCGUCAUGUUUCCCUGCGCAUGUCCUGUGCCCGCCAUCAAAUGACCGCGCGCAAGUCAUCGACGCCACGGCCGCUCCGGGAAACAAGACUUCGCACUUGUCAGCGAUUAUGCAGAACAAGGGCAAACUCUUCGCGUUCGAAAGAGAUCGCAAACGGUUCACCACGUUGAAGAACAUGUUGGCGAGAGCGCACUGCAGCAAUGUCGAAGCGGUGAACUUGGACUUCCUCACUGUCUCUCCUGAAGAUAGCAAAUUUGCGGGGGUGACCCACAUUCUUCUCGAUCCAUCAUGCAGCGGCUCGGGUAUCGUCAACCGAAUGGACCAUCUGUUGGACAACGAGGAAGAGGGUGACGGGAACUACGAACGUCUCAACAAGCUCGCCGCGUUCCAACUAAAAAUGAUCAGGCAUGCCAUGAAAUUCCCGUCAGUGAAGAGAAUUGCUUACUCGACAUGCAGUAUACACGCCAUCGAAAACGAACAUGUCGUGGGACAGGCUCUUAAAACCGAGGAGGCGGUUGUGGGCCACUUCAAACUUGCGCAUAGGGAGGAGGUAUUGCCUAAUUGGCAUCGGAGAGGUAUAGCAGAAGAGAUGAACGGGGAAGUCGACAAUGCUUCACGUCUGGUGCGGUGUUCUCCGGGAGAAGACGGCACCAAUGGGUUUUUCGUGAGCCUGUUCAUUCGUGCUGGAGCAGAAGGAGAAUCAGAGGGUCAGUCGAAGUUGAAACGCAAAUCGGACGACGAAGCGACGAGACACCGUCCUGCAAAGAAAAAGAAGAAGCAGAGCACGGCCACUACAUAG
Messenger RNA from Epithele typhae, 1410 nucleotides. RefSeq names its product S-adenosyl-L-methionine-dependent methyltransferase. Gene Ontology annotation, molecular function: methyltransferase activity. Bases 1 to 1410 code for a protein of 469 amino acids. The record is from RefSeq and is a predicted model, not a curated record. Gene Ontology annotation, biological process: rRNA base methylation. Gene Ontology annotation, cellular component: nucleolus. The transcript is spliced from 9 exons. Lineage: Eukaryota; Fungi; Basidiomycota; Agaricomycetes; Polyporales; Epitheliaceae.